AUGAAGGAAAUUCGCACUCAGAUCGAGAAAAACAAGUCUGGCUUUGUGACUCUGAAGGCGGAAAAUGAAGAGGACAUGUGGCAUGCCUAUAACUUAGUCACCGUGGGUGAUGAAGUCACAUCCAUUGCCGUGCAGAAGAUGGUAGACGAAACAAAUUCAGCAACUGGUUCCGAGGAUUCACAUCAAGUCAAAUUGAACUUGACGAUAGAAGUGAAGAAGGUGAACUAUUCGGGGGUUGAGAUCCCCUCGUCGGGUGACUGGAACAAGAAGGGGCCUUCUUUAGCCAAUCAGCCAACCAGGACCUCUUUGUCGGGUGGCACCUCGUUACAUCUCUCCGGCCCAAUCUCCAAGCGGAACGAACAUGUCAACCUGGGCACGUUCCACACCCUCGAGCUCGAGCACCAGUGCGAAUUUACAAUCAUCAAGGGCCCAGAUGGGUGGGACUCAGUGCAUGUCCAACGUCUUGCCGACGCCACCAACACCUCCAAAUCUGCUGAGGUGGCGGCCAUCCUUGCUGACGAUACCGGGCGAGCAACUGUGUGCUUGAUCGGAACGCAUACCAGCCUCAUCAAACAACGCAUCGAAGUCCCUCUCUCCAAAAAUAAGAAACCCGGUCAGCCUGCCGAUAAAACCCUCGAUGAAUUUCACAAACAGGUCUAUAAUUCGAUCCUCAAACAUUUCAAUCUCUCGCACCUCCGAAUGGUCAUCAUCGCUGGUCCUGGCAAUACAAAGGACAUUGUGUUUGAAGCAAUUUUCACACAAGCAGUCAAAGCCAACAACCAAGCAAUCAUCACAUCAAAAUCAAAGUUCCAAAGGAUCUAUACCCCGACAAUCCAUCUGCAAUCCCUAAACCAAAUCUUGAGCACCCCUGCAAUAUUGAAUCAGUUGAAAGACACAAAAUACUCGCAAGAAAUCCAGGCAUUGAACAUGUUCCAGAAGACGAUGGCAGAAGAUGUUCGGAGGGCAUUGUAUGGCGAGUGGCAUGUUGAUUGGGCGGCGGAACAAACUGCUAUCAGCACUCUAUUGAUCUCAGAUUCUUUAUUCAGGAACCCAGAUCCGGAAAAACGUAAAAAGUUCAUCAAGCUGACGGAAAGCGUUCAACAAUUUGGGGGCAAAGUUUUGGUUUUUUCGAGCAUGCAUUCUACUGGUUCAAGUUAA
Molecule: messenger RNA, 1158 nt
Organism: Puccinia graminis f. sp. tritici CRL 75-36-700-3
Lineage: Eukaryota; Fungi; Basidiomycota; Pucciniomycetes; Pucciniales; Pucciniaceae
Exons: 4
Coding region: 1-1158 (385 amino acids)
Biological process (GO): RNA surveillance; ribosome disassembly; nonfunctional rRNA decay
Cellular component (GO): cytoplasm
Source: RefSeq, a predicted model, not a curated record